Molecule: messenger RNA, 643 nt
Organism: Saprolegnia diclina VS20
Lineage: Eukaryota; Oomycota; Saprolegniomycetes; Saprolegniales; Saprolegniaceae
Exons: 1
Coding region: 11-631 (206 amino acids)
Source: RefSeq, a predicted model, not a curated record
UUUUGGAGAUAUGCCAUCGCUGCCACCGCGCCUUCUAUCGGUGCUCUACGCGCCGGCGCUGCCCCAAGUGCUCCACGGUACGUCGGCAGUUAUUAGCCUCGGCACCGCCGCGUUCACGGCCAACUACCUCAAGACCACGAGCUGCAACCCGUUCGUGUCGGCCAUCAGCAAGACGGGGCCAUUCCAGUUUCUCUUCGCCUCCGCCUUGGUCACAGCGUGUGCGAGCGUUGUAUGGAUGCACAUGGCCCGCCGGCACCGGCAGUGGUACAUGGCGAAGCGGCUGCACGUCAUGUCGGCCGAUGUCGUCGCGUUCGUCUUCAACAUUUGCGCGGGGACUGCCGUCAACUUUUCAGCUGCCGGCCAAUAUGUAUGUUCAAGCCGGUACGCGACCGAGCUGGACGUUAUUUGCGACGUCAACUGCGGUGCGCUCAACGGCAGCCUUAUGGCCGAUGGGAUUCUAGUACUGCUGCUGUUGUUUUCCGUGCUCUCGACGGGCUACCAGCUCCAUUUGGCCGACCGCCGCACCAUGUAUUUGGUGCAAACGCCCGCGACCAAGAGUAUCACGUUCAUGGAGACGCCGCGGUCGGACUGCAUCCACUUCGAGCUCGACACGCCGACUAUGGCCGUGUGAACGCAAGUCGUC